Pan troglodytes (chimpanzee) is the source of this 3008-nucleotide messenger RNA. Its product is annotated as ubiquitin-like FUBI-ribosomal protein eS30 fusion protein. Gene Ontology annotation, cellular component: ribosome; cytosolic small ribosomal subunit. NCBI's taxonomy places the organism in Eukaryota, Metazoa, Chordata, Mammalia, Primates, Hominidae. The record is from RefSeq and is a predicted model, not a curated record. The coding region runs from base 1818 to 2330 and encodes 170 amino acids. The transcript has a single exon. Gene Ontology annotation, molecular function: protein binding; structural constituent of ribosome. Gene Ontology annotation, biological process: translation.
AGAGGCAAACUAUCACAGCCUCCCUUUCCAAUUAAAUAAUUACUAAUUCAUCAAUAAUUAAUUCAAUACAUGUUUAUGGAGCACCUGCUCUGUGCUGGGCACUGCUGUCGGCCUUUCUCCCCUCCCCUCAGAGCGUGCUCCAGCUUUCAGCCAUGUAGUUCUCCCAGCCCAAGAGCCUGGAUCACGUCUGUGGAGAAGAAACCCCAGCCUGUCCGUGGCAGCCAAGUCACCUACAUAGCAGAAGCAGGAAAAUAUGAGCUUGCUCUUUAGACAAACCUCCGGCAAUGCCUUACUUCAUCCUACUGCUUCCUAGCCAUGCAAAGUCACCCAUCAGCUGGCCAGGAUGCUGUCCGGAUUUUAAAAUCACCUUGCCACUGGAUUAUAUCAACUACGUUGUAAGUACAUUAUCAGUGCCCAUUGUCGUCAAUUUAACAUUGUCAGUGUUUCUCACAAAUUAAAUAGUAUUUGCAAAUCUUGAAGGAUUUUCACUUGGAAAAACUAAACAACAAACUUGCAUUUCUGUGUAAUUAGAAGUAAUAAAAUAAAAUUUCCUUACUUAGAUCCACUAACUGAGCCUUACCUUCCCCUAGUUAAUCUGAUUUAAUGAAGUUUUGCUAUAUUAUAGGAUUAAACACAUGAAGGCUUUUAUUGGAUUGACUAUCAUCUGAAAUGUCUUUUUCUCUUCUCAGUGCUAAGCCUAAGUGCUUAGUAUCAUGAAGAUAAGAAUCAUGAAACUCAGAUUUGCUGUAGCUGCAUCAAAUUGUUAAUAUUAUUAAGCAAGCUAUAUGGAAUAAGAUGUUCAUCACAGCAUUAUGUAAAAAUGGCAAAAAUUAUAAGCAACAUAAAUGCCCAAUGUUAGGGAAAUAUAAGUUCACAAUGAAACAUUUUCACCAUGAAAUCGGAAACAUAGUCAUUGACACAGUAAUUAUGUGGAUUAUACGGGCAACAUGGGAAGCUGGUCAUGAUAUAAAUUUAAGUUGAAGAAAAUCAAACUGCAAGAUCACCAGAACACGAUGAGGAGAACUAUUGUCUUUUGCAUGUAAAAAGUAAAAGAGAAACCACAAAACCGUAACAGUUGGGUCAUAAUGGUGAGGUUAUGAAUAGUUUUCUCCCUAUAUUUUCCAAGCUUUCUAUAGCAUGUCAUAUAUAAUGUGUUAUAUGACUUAUUUAGUAUUUUACCCAAAACAUAUUCAUUCAACCAAUACUUAUGAGAACUGUGCUGGAUGCUUCACUUCUUCUAAAGCAGGUAUUUUUUCUGUAGAUAAUUCUCUGGUGGUCUUAUUUAGCAAAUCAGAAUACUCCAACCCCAAAGGCUAAUGUAAUUAUGUAAUCACAUUAUAUAAUUUCUGCAUUAUGUAAUUUUUAUGCCUAAUUAAAAUAAGAGUUGUGACAUACAGGGAUUGAGAAGGACUUGGAGCACUUUAGGGGGAGACCUGUCGGGGGACCAUCUGCCCAGCAUGAAUGAGCCAGUCCCAUGAAACCUGGGGUUUUGGCUGCAGCUCUCUGCUCUCUGCUGUGGUGCCCUUGAGGUGGGAGUUGAGACUCAACAUGUAGGGCAGGGCUUAGACACUGGACCAAGUGGAGGACUAGCUAAAACUGGAAUGGGGUUGAAGCAGCUUUCCAUAAGACAUAACCACCAGUGUGCCAUGUCAGUUUACCAUUGCCACGGCAAUACCCGGGAGUUACUGCCUUUUUCCAUGGCAAUGACCUGACAACCCCAAAGUUACUGCCUUUUACCUGGAAAUUUCUGCAUAAACCACCUCUUAGUCCACAUGUAAUUAAAAGUAGGUAUAAAUAUGACUGAGCAGUGACGUGACAUGCAGCCUGCGGUCUGUACGGACGUGCCCUCGCUUCUUCCUCUUUCUCGACUCCAUCUUCGCAGUAGUGGCAGCUGGGACCACGGUUCAGUCACCAAUAUGCAGCUCUUUGUCCACGCCCAGGAGCUACACACCCUUGAGGUGACUGGCCAGGAAACGGUCGCCCAGAUCAAGGCUCAUGUAGCCUCACUGGAGGGCAUUGCCCCGGAAGAUCAAGUCGUGCUCCUGGCAGGUGCACCCCUGGAGGAUGGGGCCACUCUGGGCCAGUGCAGGGUGGAGGCCUUGACUGCCCUGGAAGUAGCAGGCCGCAUGCUUGGAGGUAAAGUCCAUGGUUCCCUGGCCCGUGCUGGAAAAUUGAGAGGUCAGACUCCUAAGGUGGCCAAACAGGAGAAGAAGAAGAAGAAGAGGAAGAAGAAGAAGACAGGUCAGGCUAAGCGGCGGAUGCAGUACAACCGGCGCUUUGUCAACGUUGUGCCCACCUUUGGCAAGAAGGGACCCAAUGCCAACUCUUAAGUCCUUUGUAAUUCUAGCUUUUUCUAAUAAAAAAAAAGCCACUUAGUUCAGUCAAAAAAUAAUAAUAAAUAAAUAAGACUGCAGAACUGCCUUGAACUGCUACCCUCUGCCUCUGCAGGAACAGUCACGAAGCUGUCACACUGCUGCUUCAGUUAAGCUGUUUCCUCUGGCUUGCCCUUGAAUUCUUUCCUGGGCAAAGCCAAGAACCUCACAGGCUAAGCCCCACUUUGGGGCUCACCUACUCUGCAUCCCCCUCACACCAGGCUGGCAGUCAGUUCAUGGCCUGGGUUUGGAAUCCAGGUGAUUGUAGGCAGCAGGUCCUAGGACCUGACCCCCAGUGCUCCUCCCCUGGCCUCGUGACCAUGUUAUCUCUGACUUUCUCAGAAUGCAGGCAGACCACACUAGGAUUCAUUCCAUCUCCCACAGUCUAGGAAAACAUUUGAAAGACAAAGAUUAAUGACUAGGGUUAGGGAUCCGGAAAGGAAGGCGAAAAACAAGAGGAAAGAAUUUGUUGGUGGGUGUCAGAUGAUACCUGGAGCCUGCAGGAACUGCAUCCUCUACAACGAGCUGAGCAAACACUUCCUGAAGAGCUAAUUUCACCAUGAGGCCGGCUUUGAUCCAAUUAAUCUGGAGAAGUUGUGAAGAUCACAGGUUCAUCAUUUCCUCCCCAGGUUCAGA